ACUAGGAGCUUUGCUGCUGGCCAGCUUCCCAGACUCUGUAACUACAAACAUGACACACCACGAGCCUGAAAGCAGAGAAACGAAACUCAGGCUUUCAUUCCUCUGCAGGCAGACACAAUGGCAGAUGAGAGUCCAGUCCAGAAUCUCUGCGAUGAAACGAAGUGCCCCAUCUGCCUGGAGUAUUUCAAAGAUCCGGUGAUCAUCGGCUGCGGGCACAACUUCUGCCAGGCCUGCAUCACCCAGCGCUGGAAAGAGCCUAACAAAGAUGCUCUGUGCCCUCAGUGCAGGGAACCUUGUCAGCAAAGGAGCUUCAGGCCAAACCGGCAACUGGCGACUAUUGCAGAAAUAGCCAAGCAAUUCAGUCUUCAGAUGGCCAAAGGGGCAGAAGUGUUGGGACGAGUCUGUGAGAUACAUCUGGAGCCCCUGAAACUUUUCUGUGAAAACGACCAAGCUCUCAUCUGUGUGGUUUGUGACAAAUCCCAAGAGCACAGGGAGCACAAGGUGAUUCCUAAGGAGGAGGCUUUUGAAGCAUACAAGGGUAAAAUUCAGAGUCAUUUGAAGUUCCUGAUCAAGGAGGAACAAAAAUGUCUCUCUUCUAUAUUGAGUCAGCAGACUGAAAGCAAGAAUCUGCUGGAGCAGACAGAAAAGGAAAGGCAAAAAAUCACGGCCGAAUUUAUGCAACUGCACCAAUUUCUGGAACAACAAGAGAAGCUGCUGCUGGUUAAACUGAAAAACCUGGAUGAUGAGAUAGAAAACACCAGAAAGAAACAGCUUGCCAAACUCUCCGAUGACAUUUCUGCCAUAAAACACCUGAUCAAGGAGAUGAAGGAAAAACAGAAGCAGUCGGCAAAUGAAUUCUUGCAGGAUAUCAAAGUUACAUUACAAAGGUGUGAUGAGAAGAAAUGUGUGGGUCAAAUAGUUUCUCCUCUUGAAUUUUCUGUAUUAAGGAAACAAAUUGAGAAGAUUGCCAAAAAGCUUCCUUUUUUUCAGGAUGUCAUGAAGGGUAUCAAAGCAAAAUUGGCUGGAGCAGAAAUCAUGGCACUUCCCACAGUAGGCCUCUCAAUGGAUAGCCAAGAAACAACCCAAUCAAUGCUUCAACAAUUGUGGAAUACAUAUGGAUAUGCCCGGGCUUCCAGAGAUAUCAACCUAUUGAGUUGCUGGACCUACAUUAUAGGAACAGAGAGAAUAACCUCAGGGCGCCAUUCUUGGGUAGUGAAUGUGGAGAAUGAACGGUUCUGGGCUGUGGGGGUGGUAAAACAGUCCUUAAGGCAUUACAGAGGUUCACAAAAUCGGAUCUUCGCUCUAGGCAGGUUCCCAAACGGAGAACAAAACAUAUUCAUUUCUCCUCAAGUAUCUCUGGGCUCAAACCCCUCUUCCACUUCUCAAAUUGUCUUUCCUCUGGAUGUUAUGCCAAAGAAGGUCCGUGUGUCCUUGAACUGUGAAGAAGGAUCAUUGGCCUUUUUUGAUGCUGACAACAGCAUCAUCAUUUACACUUUUUGGAAUAACUUGUUCCCUAGGGGGACAAUUUGUUCUUGGCUCAGUUUGGGAAAAUGAGAUGAGUUUGAUGAUUGGUACAAAUUCAGUUUUGCAGUGGCAAAACACAAAUCUGUCAGUUUCAGUUUCUCCCACAGUCAAUUAAAAAACACCAAAAAAAGAACUCAAGUUCCUUUUGUCUCUAAUAUGGAGAAAUUUAUGAAUUUUAAUAAAAAUGAAUUGAAACAAAAUGAGUGCUGAUCCCCCCAAUUAUGGAAUGAUCGCCUUGAUGAGGCUUGCCUGGCGCCAACAUUGUUAUCUUUUCGGCGCCAAGUUAAGAUUUUCUCUUCUCUCAGGCCUUUGCUAGACCUACCUCUAAAUCCGGGCAUGAGGAGGGGCGAGCCCGCAAUGCAAGUAUCGCGGGCUGUUGCUCUAAUCCACACGUCAGGAAAGCCCCAUUGCGCCCGACAUUUUAUUUUUGGUUUAAUGGGGCCGCUGCGCACGAAUGCUGGAGUGGCAAGGGUGAGUUUUUUUAAUAUAUAUAUAUAUUUGGCCACUGCCCCCACCUUGCCCUGAUCUCCCCACCCUGCCCCUGCUCUCCCCACCCUGCCCGGAUGGGCACAGCUUCUCCCGGCUCCGAAUUCAAGUAAUCGCCGAAGCUGGAAGAAGCCAUGGAAUGGGCCACACGCUCGUGGUCUCAGGCUCAGCCCGAGACUGCAGGAAAUAUCAGGCUACAAGCGGUGCCCAUUAUCCCAGGGCAAGGGAGGGUUCAUCCCUGCCUGAGCCCGGGAUCCCCUGUGCAUCAUCUGGAUGCACAGGGGCGAUCCCGGGUAUCAGCCCGGGAUAACCCCUCGUCUAGCUAAGGCCUCAGGCAGUUAACAACAUAUUGUGAAUUUUUAAUUGACCCCAGAAUAGUUGUUUUAAAUCAAUAUUGUUUUUAAAUCAAUAUUGUUCUUAUGCUUUUGAUGGUUUUAAAUUUUUGUAUAUCUGUUUUUAAUGUCCAUUAUUUUUAACUUUUGUAAACCGCCCAGAGAAGCUUCAGCUGUGGGGCAGUAUAGAAUCACAGAAUCAUAGAAUAGCAGAGUUGGAAGGGGCCUACAAGGCUAUCGAGUCCAACCUCCUCCUCAAUGCAGGAAUCCACACUAAAGCAUAAAUUUAUAUAAAGCAUAAAAGGUAUAUAAAUGUAAUAAAUAAAUAAAUAAAUAAAUAAAUAAAUAAAUCUGCGUGAGGAAAAGCAUGAUUUUCUGGCUGUUGUGAUGAAUGAAUCACAACUUCAGUAAUGUCCAGGUUUUCUCCUCUUGGCAAGAGUCUGAAAAAGAUCAUGAGCUGCUUGGAAGGAGGCUGGUUCCAUUUUAGGAUUGCCCACCAGCACCUGUUUCACUAAUCUAGGCUGACCAUAUGAAAAGGAGGACAGGGCUCCUGUAUCUUUAACAGUUGCAUAGAAAAGGGAAUUUCAGCAGGUGUCAUUUGUAUAUAUGGGGAACCUGGUGAAAUUUCAUCUUCAUCACAACAGUUAAAGCUGCAGGUGCCCUGCCCUCUUUUAAAUCUGGUCACUCUGGUAUAGCUCCUACGGCUUUAACUGUUGUGAUGAAGAAGGAAUUUCACCAGGUUCUCCAUAUAUACAAAUGACACCUGCUGAAAUUUCCUUUUCAAUACAACUGUUAAAGAUACAGGAGCCCUGACCUCCUUUUCAUAGGGUCACCCUUACUAAUCAGGACACCCACUCCACCCUUGCAUAUGAUGCCGUCCAUGCAUUUCUAAAAGCAUGCUUUAAAAGGCUGCUUUUAUUUUGAAGAAAAAGGCACGCUUAGGAGCCCCAAUCCGGAAUGUUUUCUCAUUGUAGAUCGGCAACAGUCACUCAGAUCAGGCUUUAGCCUUAAGGAAACCCACAGGAUCCUCGUGAUGGCAAGAACAGAAAUAAAGAGAAACAUAAAACCUUUUAAAUUAGCCAAGCUGCAAAGUCACAUGAGGUGGUGUGCUAGGUUGGAAAACAAAAGUUAAUAGAGGCCAAAUUGGGAGGCAGCUUUAACUGGUGAAGAGGGAAGUUCACCAGGUGCUGCAUGCAUGCCUGAAUCUCCAUAUAUACAAAUGACACCUGUUGAAAUUCCCUUUACUAUGCAACUGAUAAAGAUACAGGAGCCCUGUCCUCCUUUUCAUAUGGUCACCCUAUUUAUAAGUUAUUUUAGUAAGUUGGGGUAAUAAUAUACAUUUUAUGGGCAGCUGACAUCAGUAGAUCCUGAAUCCAAUAGCAAAUAUUUGGGGGUUUGUUUGCUUUCUGGUUUUGUAGAAUAAGGAUGCAAUCCCUAGCAUUUUUUCUAAGAAAAUCAUGCAAAGUAAAGUGCUAUCACCUUUUUGAUUUUCAUGAUACAUACAUGAAAUUUGUAGGAAUUAGAGCACCCUUUAAAGUGUUCAUUCCUGCCCAAUGCCAGACAGAUAGGUAGGGUGACCAUAUGGGCUCCUGUACCUUUAGCAGUUGUAGAGAAAAGGGAAUUUCAGCAGGUGUCAUUUGUAUACAUGCAGCACCUGGUGAAACCAGAUACAAAAGAGGACAUGGCUCCUGCAGCUUUAACUGCUAUGGUGAGGGAAUUUCACCAGGUGCUGCAUGCAUACAAAUGACACCUGCUGAAAUUCCCUUUUCAAUCCAACUGUUAAAGAUACAGGAGCCCUGGCCUCCUUUCCAUAUGGUCACCCUAUGAUAGAUCCAGUAUUUUUGUGUGUGCAAGCAAAAGGUAAAAUUUGCUUUUUUCAGAGAAAUCACUCAAAGCAAAGAGUUAUAAUCAGAACCAUUUUAAAGCCUUAAAGUGACAAUUAGGAUGUAGCUAUUCCUAAUCUGUCUGGUGUAUGUUUUUAAAAUGCAAAUAUACCUCUCUCCUCUAAUCUACUUUUCUUUUGUCUGUUUUGAAUCGAUCACUGAAGCUGUCUCUAAAUAAGUGAUAUAUGGUACACUCAUGAAUGGCCACUCAUUGAAGUUUGGGGGUCAAUUUCAUGAUGUUGUCUUCAGGCAGGACAUCUCCCGCCCUUUCCCCCCUUAUCACACUGACCAAAACCACAGAGAUACAGCUUUAGAAAUCCAUCAAGUCACCUUGUUUGUAUUGAAGGCAUUGCACCAUAAUUACACCACUAGAUGGCACUGUUUUAUUGGUUAUUAUUAUUUACAAUAUUC
Molecule: messenger RNA, 4636 nt
Organism: Elgaria multicarinata webbii
Lineage: Eukaryota; Metazoa; Chordata; Lepidosauria; Squamata; Anguidae
Product: zinc finger protein RFP-like
Exons: 6
Coding region: 118-1554 (478 amino acids)
Biological process (GO): protein ubiquitination; regulation of gene expression; innate immune response
Cellular component (GO): cytoplasm
Molecular function (GO): zinc ion binding; ubiquitin protein ligase activity
Source: RefSeq, a predicted model, not a curated record